Brassica oleracea var. oleracea is the source of this 604-nucleotide messenger RNA. RefSeq names its product AP2-like ethylene-responsive transcription factor TOE2. NCBI's taxonomy places the organism in Eukaryota, Viridiplantae, Streptophyta, Magnoliopsida, Brassicales, Brassicaceae. The record is from RefSeq and is a predicted model, not a curated record. The coding region runs from base 1 to 468 and encodes 155 amino acids. The transcript is spliced from 2 exons.
AUGGAUCGUGUGAGGCACAACGACCACUUCAGCCCGCUGCCCGUGACCACUGCAAGCUCGACAUGUGAUAGUCCUUUCAAUUUGUUAAAGAGGGGUUCAGACCACCUUAUCAACCGCCAUGUCCUCCAUCCUUCUGCGUUCUUUUCACCCAUGGAAAGAACACCAGAGAAAGGUUUUAUGUCGCCUCCUCCUCAAAGCUUCCUAACCAGGACAUUGCAAGCGCAAGAUCAGUUCAGUGGUGUAACCGCCACAACAGCUAUUGCAUCGCCACUGUACUCAAAUGCAGCAUCAUCAGGAUUCUCACCCUCAGCUACACCCCCACCUUCUUCCUCCUCCACUGCUACUCUUCAUCCUUCUCAGCCUUUCCUCAAUCUAAAUAUGCCCGGUCUCUAUGUCAUCCACCCAUCUGAUUACACAUCUCAGCAACACCACCACCAUCUCAUGAACCGAUCACAACCACCACCAUAAGCGUACUUGCUUCUUCUGAAUUUGUCAUUGUUUGUAACAUAGAGUGAAGACUAAUAACAAAACAGAAACCAAAAUCUAUAUUCUCAUAUCACUAUUAUGUCUCUGAAAUUAAUAUAAUGGAUAACCUUUGUUUUGU